AUGUUUCAAAGAUUAUCAGGACUCUGUGUGGGUGUGGUUAUCCGAGAUAGCAGGGGCUUGGUGAUUGCUGCAGGUAGCAAAGUCUUAAAUGGAGCUUUUGCUGCAGAUGUCACGGAAACACUUGCUGUAGAGGAAGGAAUCCGCUUGGCAAAGGAGUUGGAGCUUCUCCAAGUGAUUAUCGAGUCCGAUUCAGUCGUGGUGGUUGAAGCCAUUAGUGUAGGCAAUUGUAAUGGAGGGCUGGGUCCGAUCAUUCAAGGUUCUCUAGAGCUGCUGCGUUCCUUUAAGAGCUGGAAAGUGAGGCACCUGAAAAGGGAAUACAACAAGGCAGCACAUGUUUUGGCACAAGCUGCUAAGGCAACUGGAACAUCUCAACAGUGGAGAGGUUUAGAGCCCCCAAUGAUCCAGAGGGUUCUUCUAGUGGAUAGGGCUAAAUGCUAA
Molecule: messenger RNA, 438 nt
Organism: Quercus robur (English oak)
Lineage: Eukaryota; Viridiplantae; Streptophyta; Magnoliopsida; Fagales; Fagaceae
Exons: 1
Coding region: 1-438 (145 amino acids)
Molecular function (GO): nucleic acid binding; RNA-DNA hybrid ribonuclease activity
Source: RefSeq, a predicted model, not a curated record